AUUUGCGGGCGCCUCCGGGCUGGACCUGGGGAGAGAGCCAGCAACACUGAGACGCUAGCUCGCCGCCCUCGGGUCCAGGGAGUCGGGGUGGCCGAGAGGAUGCCGACUGCCAGGGAGCCGGCCGGCCCGCGCGCCGCCGUCAUGGGGUCGACAGGCCUCGGGUCGGGGGCUCGAGGGGCAGCGCGAACCAGCCAGGGAGAGCGGGAGCGGGAGAGCCAGGAGGAUGGCGCAGAGGGCACGGGGAGAGCGCUGGCAGCAGGGGAGGGACCUCGGGUGAAACCCGUGGAGAGGCGCGACCGAGAAAGUCGUCUUGGUGCUGCGACCAGGAGGUCUGGACUGGCAGUUCCGGGCAAAGUGAAGACGGAGUGGGGUUCCUCGAGUCUGAAGAGGAGGAGAGGGGCCAGCAGCCAGAUGGAGAGUUGGGGUGACAAUGUGUACCCCGGAGAAGGAGGGCUGGGACAGGAGGGUCUCUGACCCCAGAGCACAGUGGGUACAGGAGAACUCCCCAGCCCAGCAGGCAGGCCUGGAGCCCUACUUUGACUUCAUCAUCACCAUCGGGCACUCAAGGCUGAACAAGGAGAACGACACGCUCAAGGCCCUGCUGAAGGCCAACGUGGAGAAGCCCGUGAAGCUGGAGGUGUUCAAUAUGAAGACCAUGAAGGUGCGCGAGGUGGAGGUGGUGCCCAGCAACAUGUGGGGCGGCCAGGGCCUGCUGGGAGCCAGUGUGCGCUUCUGCAGCUUCCGCAGGGCCAGCGAGCACGUGUGGCAUGUGCUGGAAGUGGAACCCUCUUCACCCGCCUCCCUUGCCGGCCUGCGCCCCUACACAGACUAUGUGGUUGGCUCAGACCAGAUCCUCCAGGAGUCCGAGGACUUCUUUACACUCAUCGAGUCCCACGAGGGGAAGCCCUUGAAGCUGAUGGUUUACAACUGCGAGUCGGACUCCUGUCGGGAGGUGACUGUAACUCCCAACGCAGCCUGGGGUGGAGAGGGCAGUCUGGGGUGUGGCAUCGGCUACGGGUAUCUGCACCGGAUCCCAACCCAGCCCUCCAGCCACCACAAGAAGCCACCUGGUGCCCCGCCGCCUGAUGCCCCGCCACCUGAUGCCCCGCCACCUGGACCCACCCCCCAGGACUCUCCUGCCCCUCCUCGCCCAGGGACCGGCUCCAGGCAGGGUGACUACAUGGAGGCCCUGCUGCAGGCACCCGGCUCCUCCUUGGAGGAACAGCUUUCUGAGCCUGGGAGUCCCAGCCGUGGUGCUCCAGACCUUGGGGGACUUGCACGUCCCAUGGAGACUCCUCUUCAGCCUCCACCUCCAGUCCAGCGAGUCAUGGACCCAGGCUUCCUGGACGUGUCGGGUAUCUCCCUGUUGGACAGCAGCAAUGCCAGCGUGUGGCCCAGCCUGCCGUCUCCCACGGAGCCGACCCCCACAGCCGUGACAGCCGCAGGGCCCGAGGACGUCUGCUCCAGCAGUGGUUCUCACGAGCGGGCUGGUGAGGCCACGUGGUCGGGGUCAGAGUUUGAGGUCUCCUUCCCGGACAGCCCAGGCCCCCAGGCCCAGCCAGACCACCUGCCUCAGCUAACCCUUCCCGACAGCCUCACCUUUACGGCCUCACCGGAAGACGGGCUGUCUGCUGAGCUGCUCGAAGCACAGGCCGAGGAGGAGCCGGCGAGCACAGAGAGCCCGGACUCGGAGGCGGAGGCUGAGGGGGCGUCCGGCCAGGCCCGGCUCUCUACCCCAGAAAUAACGCCCUAGGGUGGGACGAGGCCCGGUGGCAUUUCACGAGGCCUCGGUGUGGGGCAGCAGCUUGGGCCGUGCCGCGCGGCCCAGCCUCCGGCCCGGCGUGUCCAGCUUCCUAGGCUGCGGCCCCCAGUGACGUGCAGGGACUUCGGCAGGCAAGGGCUCUUGUGUCCGCUCGGACCCUACUGGUCUCGAAGAGAUGACGUGUCGGCCUUAAUUCUGCCCGACGGUCCUGGCUUUGGGGAAUCGGGCACUUGAGAGUCUCAGACGAGUCCGUUUGGGGCGGUGGGAGGCUGGGAGCGGCACCCAGGUUAAGUUCUGCAGGAGCUGGGGUGGGAGAGGAAGGGACUCUGCUGCUUGGGUGGGACAAAGCGAGUGGGUAGUAAGGGGAGGCCGUGGGCCUUGGCAUCUUUAGGCCACGUACCCGUAAGUCCGGCGCUUCUCCUGCUCUGGUCGCUAUGGCUGUCCGGGAGGCCACAGCAUCCAGGCGGGGUCAGGGGUGCAGAUGGGAGUGAAGGAGGAAGGGACGGGUGUGGAGUGUUUGCCUGGCACUUCAUGGCGCUGGCCUUGACUCGGCCCGCACAGCUCAGCUGGCCCUGCGUGUACUAGAAGGCAGCCCCGCGCCUUGGGGACCCCUGGAGCCGCAAUCACGGUCUCUUCGGUCGCGUGCCCUCCUCUCCAUGCUGCACUGCACGGGCGGUUCAGGCUGACAUACGCCAGUCCCAGCUGGAGGAGAGAAGCAGUGAACGUGUCCACCUCUCCUGGGAGAGGAGGGGUGGAGACUCUAGGCCCUGCAGCAGAGACUCCCUUGAUCUUGGAUCAUGACGUUUCUUCUUCCCCAGGGCCGACGCCCCUCAGACCCAGUGGUGCCUCCUGUCAGCUCCCAAACUUCUACAACCAUCUCUUUUAAAUACACAAGGCUUUGUCAGCCCCAGUGGUGAAUAAAAAUGACAAAUUUAAGGUCACCAUCCUAAGCAGACUCUUUCAAAGCGGGUCCUGACCGGACCUCUUUAGACACUGCUCCCGCUCCACGGGGGAAGGGGGGGUGCUGGACGAGAGUGGGUAAGGGCCGCUCCGUUCUUCCCCACAGUUCGGGAGGAGGCUGCUCC
Molecule: messenger RNA, 2847 nt
Organism: Acinonyx jubatus (cheetah)
Lineage: Eukaryota; Metazoa; Chordata; Mammalia; Carnivora; Felidae
Gene: GORASP1
Product: golgi reassembly stacking protein 1
Exons: 9
Coding region: 431-1753 (440 amino acids)
Biological process (GO): Golgi organization
Cellular component (GO): Golgi apparatus
Molecular function (GO): protein binding
Source: RefSeq, a predicted model, not a curated record